Molecule: messenger RNA, 1116 nt
Organism: Tuber melanosporum (Perigord truffle)
Lineage: Eukaryota; Fungi; Ascomycota; Pezizomycetes; Pezizales; Tuberaceae
Exons: 6
Coding region: 94-1116 (340 amino acids)
Biological process (GO): mRNA splicing, via spliceosome
Cellular component (GO): U2 snRNP; nucleus
Molecular function (GO): protein binding; U2 snRNA binding
Source: RefSeq, a predicted model, not a curated record
CCAAAAGCUGAUCACGAAAUUCGCGAUAGCUCAAAAAAAGAUAUUAUAUUUGGGAAGGCAAACGAACAGAUUUAUUGUCUAACAGAAUGGAGUAUGGAGACCGAGGGCAAAAUUUACCGGUAUAUCGUUGUUGGGACAAGCUAUAUCAAUGUUACAGCUUCUAGUCUCCUUAAAGGCCGUGUUCUAGUACUGUCAGUUAUUCUAGGCCCGUCCGGCGGUGUUGAAGUCCGUCGACGGUACCAGAUCCAGUGUGACGCACCCGUGUAUUCGCUUGCACCGUACAGCAGCAGUUCACUAGUAUACUGCUCAGGUCACAGCAUCAAUAUGCGGACUUUAAACGCGCAGACAAAGAAAUUUGAUGUUGUCGCAGAGAAAAAGCUUAGAUCCCCAGCAGUUCAGAUAACUGUUGCAGAACCUUGGAUACACUUAUCAUGUGGCGAAGAUUCAAUGCUCGUUCUCAAAUUUGAGGAUGAUAAAUUCAACGAACUUUUCAGCGAUGAGGUUGCUCGGAAUGGCUUCCACCACUUUCAGUUACUCCAAGGGUUUUUUCUUGCAACAGAUAAAGAGUUAGGAGUUGUGGGAUUAUGGCAACCUCCAGAUCGCCGCAAUGUCGAAAGCUUAGUCACUAUUAUAGAGGCUGAGCUAACCAGUUCCAUCUCCCGCAUACGGCAAGGAAACCUCCGGCCGCCUUGGUACAUGAAAGGGACCCCUCCGGGGACAAAGGCCUCAGGCAAGGAUCUUAUCGCCUCUGGGAUUGACGGUUCCAUGUUCCACCUCACAUUGUUAGAAGAGGAUUCAUUACACUUGUUACGGUACAUUCAAGACUUAUAUCGGACUAAAGCAGGUAUUGGGAGACACAGCCCCCAAGACACUGAAAAUGGAGUACGGGAUCCACGGAUGGGCCAUGUUGAUGGUGAUAUUUUAGUAGCGGUAUUGAAAUUAGGAAAUGAAUGGUUGAGAGAAAUGUUGAUGAAGUUGGACGAAACAGGUGGUUCUGCCCUUGCAGGUUUCACUGAAUUGGUCGGGAGAGUGCAGGGGAUAUUUCAAGAUGAGUCCGACCCUGUUAAUGCCGUCAUGAAGUAUAUGAAUGAGUUGGUCCAUGGAGUUGUCUUGUAG